Messenger RNA from Pteronotus mesoamericanus, 3701 nucleotides. It is a transcript of the gene GCFC2, whose product is annotated as GC-rich sequence DNA-binding factor 2. Gene Ontology annotation, cellular component: nucleus. Bases 31 to 2382 code for a protein of 783 amino acids. NCBI's taxonomy places the organism in Eukaryota, Metazoa, Chordata, Mammalia, Chiroptera, Mormoopidae. Gene Ontology annotation, biological process: mRNA splicing, via spliceosome. The transcript has 17 exons. The record is from RefSeq and is a predicted model, not a curated record. Gene Ontology annotation, molecular function: DNA binding.
GAACGGGUGCGCGGCGCCCAGGUCUGGGCCAUGGCUCACAGGCCGAAAAGGACCUUCCGGCAGCGCCGAGCAGACUCCAGUGACAGCGAUGGCACCGAGGGGCCAUCUGCUGGACCCGGGCAGCCGGGGGAGCCGGCAGCCCCAGGCCCCGAGGAUGAAGGACCGCCUCCUGGAGGAGGCCGCGCAGAGGCAGCUAGGCGGCCCUUUCGGGGCCGGGGCUCUCGGGGCCGGGGCCGGGUCUGGGCGAGUUCCCGGCGCGCCAUCGGAGCGGCACCCCGUGCGGGCGGCGGCUCGGGCGCUCCAGAAUCCAGAACAGUUGAUCAUUCAGCAGACGAAGAGGAUGGAACACAGCAUGCCUCCGAAAGUAAGGAUGAUCAGAGCUCACCUUCCAAUAGCUCGAGUUCUCUGGAAGAAGAGUUUUCGUCAAUAGUAAAUAUCCCUGAUGCAGCUUUUAUUCAGGCAGCCCGCAGAAAACGUGAAUUGGCCAGGACCCAAGAGGACUAUAUUUCUCUGGACGUCAAACAUACUUCCACCAUCUCUGAUAUGAAGGAAAACAGCGAUGAAGAUCCUGAGAGUGAGCCUGAUGACCAUGAAGAGAGAAUACCAUUUACUCCAAAGCCCCAAACACUUAAACAAAGAAUGGCUGAAGAAACAACAACCAGAAAUGAAGAAACAAGUGAAGGAAGUCAAGAGGAUGAAAAUCAAGAUAUUUGGGAGCAGCAGCAAAUGAGGAAAGCAAUUAAAAUCACAGAGGGACGAAACAUAGAUCUUUCCCACAGUAGUGAAUUUCAAACAGUGAAGAAAUUUGAUACUUCCAUUUCAUUCCCACCAGUAAAUUUAGAAAUUAUAAAGAAGCAGUUAAAUACUAGAUUAACAUUGCUACAGGAUACGCACCGCUCGCACCUGCGGGAAUAUGAAAAAUAUAUAGAAGAUGUCAAGAGCUCAAAGAAUGCCAUCCAGAACCUAGAGAAUUCAUCAGAUCAAGCCCCAAAUAUUAAAUUCUAUAAAAGCAUGAAAAUUUAUGUGGAAAAUUUAAUUGACUGCCUUAAUGAAAAGAUUACCAACAUCCAAGAAAUAGAAUCAUCCAUGCAUGCACUCCUUUUAAAACAAGCCAUGACCUUUAUGAAACGCAGGCAAGAUGAAUUAAAACAUGAAUCAACGUAUUUACAACAGUUAUCACGCAAAGCUGAGACAUCAACAAAUGGAAGCUUAGCUAUAGAUGAAAAAACUCAAUGGAUUUUAGAAGAAAUCGAAUCUCGAAGGGCACGAAGAAGGCAAGCAAGGGCGCUUUCUGGGAAUUGUGAUCCUCAGGAGGGGGCAUCUAGUGACGAUGAACUGUCUUCAGCAGACAUGAUUGACUUCCAGAAAAGCCAAGAUGACAUUUUACAGGAUCAUAAGAAGAUUUUUGAAGACGUGCAUGAUGAUUUUUGUAAUAUCCAGAAUAUUUUGUUAAAAUUUCAACAAUGGCGAGAAAAGUUUCCUGAUUCUUAUUAUGAAGCUUUUAUUGGCUUAUGCAUACCGAAGCUUUUAAAUCCCCUAAUACGAGUUCAGUUGAUUGACUGGAAUCCUCUUAAGUUUGAUUCAAUAGGUUUAAAACAGAUGUCGUGGUUCACAUCUAUAGAAGAAUUUAUGGAUAGCAGUAUGGAAGAUGCAAAGAAGGAAGACAGUUCUGAUAAGAAAAUCUUGUCUGCUGUCAUCAACAAAACAAUUAUUCCUCGACUUACAGACUUUGUAGAAUUCAUAUGGGAUCCUUUGUCAACCUCACAGACGACAAGUUUAAUAACACAUUGCGGAAUGAUUCUUGAAGAACAUUCCACUUGGGAGAAUGAAGUUAGUAAAGGCAAACAGGAUUUACUUAAAUCCAUUGUUUCAAGAAUGAAGAAAGCAAUAGAAGAUGAUGUUUUUAUUCCUCUAUAUCCAAAGAGUGCUGUAGAAAACAAAACAUCACCACAUUCAAAGUUCCAAGAAAGGCAAUUCUGGUCAGGCCUAAAGCUCUUCUGCAAUAUUCUUCUUUGGAAUGGACUCCUCCCAGAUGACGCCUUGCAGGAGCUAGCGCUAGGGAAGCUGCUAAAUCGUUACCUUAUCGUAGCUCUUCACAAUGCCGUGCCUGGGCCAGAUGUUGUUAAAAAGUGCAGCCAGAUAACAGCAUAUUUACCAGAAAAAUGGUUUGAAAAUUCUGCCAUGAGGACAUCUAUUCCCCAACUAGAAAACUUCAUCCAGUUUUUAUUGCAGUCUGCACAUAAAUUAUCUAGAAGUGAAUUCAGAGAUGAAGUCAAAGAAAUAAUUCUUAUUCUGGUGAAAGUAAGAGCUUUGAAUCAAGCAGACUCCUUCAUAGAAGAGUAUCACCUAGACCAUCUUAAAUCAGUAAUUAACGAAGUUUGACUGAACCGUAUAGGAGAGUAAUGCAGUCAAUUUCAGUAUUGCCAUGCUCGGCUCCUUUGCCAGGGGCUUCUGGGGUGGGGAACUGGUGCCUCAUUAUUCUUAAUAAUAGAGGCAAGGAUUUGAAAAAAAAAAAAAAAGAUUUCAUCCGCCCGCUUCCUCCGUCUGGUAUCCGGAAAGGCUGCUCUUCUGAUUCUGUGGUGUUUGCUGGAAUUAGUAAGCACACAGGGGCAGUUAAGAAUUUAACCUACAUAUUUCCCUUUGACUCUCCUGGCUGCUUUUCCAAUUUAAGAGAGUUGGAGAAACCUUACUUGUAGCUGCUUUGGCUUUAGUGAGUCUCCUGUCCUGAUCCACAAAAACAUCUUUUAGUUCUCUUCAUUUUAAUGAUCUCUAUUUACAAAUAAGCUAAAAUGGAAAUCUUAAUUGGAAUUAUUUGUUGAGUAUUAACCAAUUAAUGUAUUUUAAGGCUGUGCUAGCUAAUGAUUAUCAAAUUUUCCCUCAGAAAUCUGUACCAAUGUAUUUUACCAACACAAGUGCAAGAGAAGCCAAUGAAUCCACACCAGCAAUAGGUGUUACCAUUUUGUUAACUCACUGCAAAUGUAAUAGUUGAAAAAUCUUACUUUAAUUAUGUGUUUGGGCUGUUAGAGAGUGAUUGCUUGUUGUUUUGAGGCUGUUUACAGCUCUUUUUGGCAUAUCUAUUCAUCUUUUUCUUAGGGAUUUGUAAGAGCUUCGUAUAUUUAAAAAUAACGUUUUGCCUGUCCUGUCUCAUUUGCCAUUUUUCUUUUAGUUUUGUGUAUAUUUUUGAUAUACUAAGUCAUUACUUGCUAGGUAGUUACCACUGUUUGUUGUGGUUUUUGUUGUUGGUUUUAAGCUUAGAUAAGAAAUAGGUAUUUUAAAUAUUCAGAACAUGUGAUUCAUUUUCUGAUAAAAUAUUUGUAUAAGAAAAUCUGAGGCAAGGAUUAGGGUUGACAGUAUUUUUCAAAGUGAAAGUUUACCAAUAAUAUUUCUUAGAUCUAUUUGUAAAAUAACUCCAUGGCAACCCUAAUUAUAUAUUUUGCAUAUUGUUACCCAAAAGUUAAUCAGGAAAAAUUGGUUAUAUUGUAGGAUUUGAGUAUGUGGCCUCUGACACAAUCACCCCUCACUUUGAAGCUGCAUAUAUUUUAAUAGGUUGAUGUAUUAUUUCUACUGCAGUGAAGACUCAUCAUUCACUUGAACAUUUUUUUAAAGUCUAUUUUAGUUAUAGAAAUUAUAUAGGAAUAGAAUCUUAUCUAGAAAAUUUAAGCCAUUGCUAAAAAGCAUUUAGCAUUCCCACACAAUUAUUA